This is a messenger RNA of Paraglomus occultum, 233 nucleotides long. Lineage: Eukaryota; Fungi; Glomeromycota; Glomeromycetes; Paraglomerales; Paraglomeraceae. The record is from the annotation of a GenBank genome assembly.
AAGCUGGAGAAUAUUUAGACCGUUAUUAUCCGAAAUCGGUAAGGAGAACAGCAUGGGAACUGAAUCUUAGCAAUAAAGAUUUGGAAGGUGUUUUGGAUUUAACUGAUUUUACCAACUUACGAAAAUUAGAUUUUUCUCACAAUCCCAAAUUGGAUGCGGUUUGGUUGUCAGAGGAUAGUCUCAAGACUAUUGAAGAAUAUAAUAUUUCUGCCAGUGGUGCGAAGGGUAAAUGA